AAGUGGGAAAGGCUAGCAAGGAUUUCUAGGCAGGAAGUUCCUUACCAGGGAGCAGGCUGCUGGCUCUAGUUCAGAAACCUGAGAAUCUACUAGCCUGCCAGUUCCUGCGCCUUUGCACUGAGGUGUGUGUACCCAGCGGGCGAAAGGCAUCGGGAGCUCAACUGCUUCCUCUCACACACAUACCUGCACACGCACAGAGAGGCGCACAAACGCAGCGUUGACAUGGUGAGCUAGCUCAAAUGUGAAUGCAAACAGGCCAGUAGUUUUGCAGCCUGUUACGGGGCAACCAGCAUAGACCAAACUCAAAGCAGCAAGGAGUUUUCAUCCUUCAGAAGUGCUUCACCUGGGCUGGGGAACCACUGCCCGAGCUUGCGUUCCAGCUUACAGAGUUAUUCAUGAAGAAGGCGCUGAUCUUUUGGACCAUAUGUUCCCUGUUGGGCUGUCUGACUGCAGAGAGAUCACCACUUCUGCUUCUCAAACAUGCAGACUUUUUUUCUACAAACUUCGAGAACAUCCUGAAGUGGGAAACUGAAGGCGAGAUACCUCCAGGCACAGUGUACAAUGUCCAGUACAAACAAUAUGGGGAGAAAGAAUGGCUCAACAAAACCGAGUGCCAGAACAUCUCACAGCCCUUUUGUAACCUCUCGCAUGAGACGGAAAACUACACUGAGCAGUACUACGCCAGAGUGCAGGCCAUGGCACCGAACGGCUACUCCUCGGACUGGGUCUGCUCCCAGAGAUUUACACCCAAACAGGAUACUAAUAUUGGGGCACCAGAGGUGAAGUAUAUUCCUAAUGUUCGAUCCAUAAAGUUUCUCAUUCAGCCUCCCUACACACCACUCAAGGACAAAGAUGACCAGCAGCUAACUGUUGAGGACAUCUAUAGCACUGUUGAGUACCAUAUGACAAUUUUCAGCCAAAGCACUCGACAAGAGCAGUGGACAAAGACGGAAGACAACAAAGAAUUUGAAGUUUUCCACUUGGAACCAGACACUGGAUAUAACGGGACAAUAUAUAUCGAGCACGUACAGAAAAGGAGCAAAUCCCAAGUGUUUGAGGCUAGAACACUGCCAGAUAAUACCUGGCUGCUCUACUGUUUUGGAUCACUUAUAUUCGCUGCUGGUUUGCUGUUUGCUGCAACAUGUUAUGUGAUAUAUAUGUAUGUGAAACAACACACUGCACAGCCAAAGUCUUUGGAUUUCAAAGGGAUUCCACCUUUCCAGCCUCUCACGCUCACAGUGGAGCAUGUUUCAUGCAAACCUGCUUUGCUCACCUCAGAUGUGUCAUUACCAAGCAUUAGCCUGUGUCUGGAGCAGCCACAUUCAUUUGGUUCACCAGAAACUGCCUAUCAACAGCAAGCCAAAAUGUCAGCAUCCCAGCCCAUUGCUCAGCUGCCUGACUGGGCCGGGGAUUUUCCUUCCAAGAGAGUAACCGAGGACAGCUUACCAUGUAAAACAAAGAACAAACCUCUGGCCCCGACCUAUGGGGUCUGCCUUGAAGACACAAACCAGACAAUGAAGGAUGUUUCCCCUGAGAGGUUUGUCUGUGACAAAUUUAUAAUCCAGACUCCAAGCAGGACAUCGUCUAAAGAAACCUACAGGGAGCAGAGCCCAGCGCUGGUGGAGAAACCAUUAUGGGAGAGCAAUGAUAUAAGGGGACCAGCCUUCUUGUUGGGAAGCACAGGGCAAGCCCAGCAGCUUCAAUUCCAGGUGAACAAGGACGAAGCUGAGCUGUAUGUGCCUCAGCUACCUUUGUCUUUGCUGGAAGGAGGAGGAGCUUACAGACAGCAGACUGUGGAACUGCUGCCAUUACUGUCCUCCAUGACACUGGACACAAACUUUGUCCCAGAAACUGGAACUCUGUUGCCUUUAUCCUCACCCUGUCACCUUUCAGUUGGUACCUGUGAUGAUCUCCCUGGAGAAGACAGCGCACUGCACAAGAUGCGAUUAGAUUCAUUGUCACAUUCAGAAGACAAACUGCCGCCCCCAGACUUGCAAACAACAUAUGUGCUAAGAACAGCAAAAGAGUCAGCCUGCACAGACCUGAGCAGCACUGCAACUCAGGCCUCUGGCUCAGCCCAGGACAGUGACAUGUCCCUCGCUAUGUUCUUCAGAGACUUGGAUUUAAAGUUACAGUGGGAGCGUGCAUUGGAUGAAAACACACUGGUGUGCUAGCAAAGUGAUGAAUGAUAUCUAAGAGCUAGAUUCUGCCAACCUGAUUUGCAAUAGUAGUGUCUUUUUCUGCACAUAGUACCACUGAAAUAAAUAUAAGUGUGGAGUAAGGCACUGGUCAGCAUGUCUACAUGGGUUUGAAUCUGUCACCAAGUUUCCACAGCAUGCUCAUGAUUAUGCUAUUAUAGGCAUAGGUUUCUUUAAUGUCAUUGCUUCCAGGAACUCUCCAUUGUGUUUGCACUUUAAUAAUACCUCUAUAUUUUUUAGACAUUUCCAGAUUCAAAUUCAGCCCACUUUAAAACCCGCAACAGGGCUGAAACUCCAACCCGAGACUCAGCAGUCUCAAAAUAUGAGGAGAGUUUGGAGCAGAAUCCACUUUACAGAGUUGAGUCCUGUCUUUCAGCACCAAGCCCCAGAUCUACAUAUGCCCAAACCUUGGGGAGAUUCAGUUGUAAAGGAGUGCAAGGCUCAAAACAAGCCUUGUUCAGAUGGGCUCUCAUGCUCCAUCAUUUCUCAGAUACUGAUAAGGGACAUAAUAGUUUUAGAGCGUGCAGAUGGCUACUAUCCAAGGGGGGCUUACCAGAGCAUCUUGUGCAACCUCACAUAAGAACAGUGGCUAGUCCAAGGUACACUUGGCUAGGGUCAGCGUAACAUCAGUUUAAUACCUAGCACAUCGUCCUCCCUCCUGAACUUGUAGAAGUGACUUAAUUAUCUGGUGUGUAUUCUCCAAGUUCAAUGUUUGUGCCUUAAAUGAGGACUGACCAGUGAAGACUAACUAAAGAAAGGCGGCAUCACACGGAUGGCUGCUACUGCUGUACUGCUGGUUUGUUGCAACUGUUUCUAUCAAUACUUGUAGGUAAACAUUUGCAAGAGGAUACUCUAAUUAGUCUGUGUACAAUCCAACCCCUUAUCUCCAGCCAGGAUCCUUUCUUCUUUCAGCAGAUUUUUCUUGUUGUGUUUCCUUGCACUUCUCACUGGCCUGGGAAAUGAAGUGAGGAGCUAAUAAUCAGUAGCAUUAAGAACUGGAGCUUAGAAUAAUACUGCACUGCACUUGUGUCUCUCUUGUACAAUAUAAACUUUUUUAUGUUGUUCCUUUUAUCAAGUAAAUUAAGAUUACUAAU
Molecule: messenger RNA, 3292 nt
Organism: Alligator sinensis (Chinese alligator)
Lineage: Eukaryota; Metazoa; Chordata; Crocodylia; Alligatoridae
Gene: IL22RA1
Product: interleukin 22 receptor subunit alpha 1
Exons: 7
Coding region: 396-2174 (592 amino acids)
Molecular function (GO): protein binding
Source: RefSeq, a predicted model, not a curated record